UAGGGAGUUUCUAAAGCACAGCUUUUUUUGUUGAAGUGAACGCACCAGUGACGACGCGUAGCUAAAUUGUGAGUGUUCAGGGCGCUUGCAAUCUGCUGCUUCUUGCUCCUGACAAAAGGAGAGAUCUAUUUAUUUCCAGAGUGAAAGCCAUCUGAGAAAAACUUACAACCGCACACGUAGAAAACAGAGCAUUUCCGAAAGCAGACGUUACUGCGAACUGAACUCCUGUAUCUGAAUAAUUACAACGUCAAGACCUGUUGGAAAAUCAACAAUUAAUGACCAGAGACGGAUAAUGGCCAGAAACACCUUGUUUUGCUUGAUAUUUCUCAUCGUACCCUUUUCAGAUGCAGCAGAGGGUUUUCAGAAAAGAUCCUUUUAUGAACACGUCAACUCGGCAUUAUCUUCUGACGACCUCGAAGAACUCGACUCUCUUCUCAACGUCAGCCGUUUAUCCGAACAGAAAGGAAACCCAGUCGUCAGCCAGUUUGUGUUCCAAGCGCUUGAUCGCAAAGCUUUGAAAUGCCUGGGGCGCCUAAUGGAACUCUGUCCUGAUGGAAAGGCGACCAAAGCUUUUCUUAAAACUGCCAUCUCAUCAUCCUGUGAGCAGCAAGCAGGGAUCAACUUAUGCAACUUCUGGGAGGCUGCCUCUGAGACAAGUAAUGCCUCUCCCUUUGAAUCCUACAUGAUAAAAGGAUGUGGCAGAUGUCUCGCUCAAGACUUGGGGCAUCGCAAUGAAACAACAAGCAAAGACCCUUUUUCUGUGGACGAUGAACCCAACCUCAGCCAAUGCCAAAAUUAUUCAAACUUCUGGGCGGAUCGCAAGGAAUCGGAUGAUGUUGAUAGUUCAAGUGGAUCACAUAUAUGGAAGAAAUUAUCACAUGAAGUCAUUUACACCAUCUAUGGAAUGAUAAUGUCAUGGAAAGGAAAUAUCUUGGAAAAUAAGGGUCCUCGAUACGUCAGAGACGCCUUGGAAAACUGGAAGUCGAUUUUGGACGGACACCUUUCACGACUGUGCAAAAACAGCACCACAGUGGAGAGCGUUUCCAAAGAAGUACUAUUAGCUGUACUUUAUAAAGAGCUCGAGAUUUCCGAUCCUCAGCAGUCGUUUGUGCAUUGUAUACUUGAAAAAAUGCAGAACAGAACGAUAAAUGAGUCUUGCAGCAUCUGCUCUGAUAUAGAAUAUGAAAAUACAGUUCCAGAAGGAAAAGGGACGAUUCUCUCUCAAAAAAAGAUGGUCCAGAUGUGUGGCAGGUGCCUCAAGAAGACAGUGGUUAGCUACGGACAUCGCUUCGUCCUCAAGAGCACACGACAAGGAGACACUCUCCGCUUGGCUUGUCCCAUCAACCACGAGUCUACUUUCGUCUCUUGGACAUGCAGACAGGACAGCACCUGGGACGCUCACCCUGACCUCAGCUUGUGCCGUGGUAACGUUAGCCUAUUCCCCGCGCCGGUUGGUAAUACGUCUUUUGGGGCCCUCAAAAAUCUCACGGCCCUGAUCGCCAACAUCCACAAUGUCGAGCUCUAUCCAGCGGAUGCUGUAAUGGUGUUGGAAGGAACGGAGGAGCUUCAGAGGAAGUUUCAGGAAGAAGAUUUCGACAUGAAUUUCAAUUCUACCGAGAGGGAAUCGUUCUUCCGUGCAGUGGCCGACGUGGCUGCAAACGUCCUCAGGGACCCUGUGUCCUUUGCCGUCGACAACGCCACAAGAGGAAGGAUGCUUUCAUCCACGCAGGAUUUAGUGACGAAUUUUUUCCUGAAGUUCGAGGAGAGGAUGCAAACGAACCUAUCCUUCACAUACAAGAAUGAGGAAGUGGGUGUGCUUGUGAAGAAGAUGCCCGUAGCCCAUUUCAAAGAAGAGAGGAACCGCCUUAUUACGCAUAAUUACUCCCAUACAACCUCUGUACUUUUACCUGAAGACUUCUACGAUGGAUAUGAAACAGCUGAUAACGGGAGUCAACAUGUUCUGGUACAGGGAAUAAGCUACAGGGAUCUCCACAAGAGGCACAAUGGUUAUCUGGAUCUGAGCAACGUCACCGAGUUAACUGGGAACGUCGACAAAAAAGGUUACGUUAAUUGUCAUAUCAUUGAUGUUACAAUUGGAUCCGGAAGUUGGAAAGCAACCACGGACCAACUCAUCCAGCUCAACUUUAGCCACAUCUACCACGGCAAAGGUCUUAAUCUGAGUAACGUCAAGUGUGUUUGGUGGAACUCUUCAGCAAACGUUUGGUCUACGGAAGGCUGCAGCCUGAACUUCACCACCGGCGAUUAUAGCGUCUGUCAUUGUGAUCACCUCACGGGUUUAGCUGUGACCAUGGACAUCUACGGCAUCAUUUCUCCUUCGUUACAAGCUCAAGAAGAACUGGUGCUUCAUUUGGUCAGCGAAAUAGGAAGCGGUGCGUCAAUCUUGUGUUUGGUCCUGACCAUCACCAGCUAUUGGAUUGUGAUGUCGGUGAAGAAGAAUCAGCGCCUGAAUCGAUCGACGAAAUCUGACUUGACAAUGAUUAAUUUGUGCUUGUGCUUGUGUCUGUUCCUCUGCCUCUUUCUGCCGAGGGUCACGGCGGAAACUUCCGAGGAACUGUGCAUCGCCAUCACUUUUUUCCGUCACUAUUUCAUCAUGGCAACGUUCACGUGGAAUGCGCUUUGGUCACUCUUCCUGUUCAUCAACAUAAUACAGGUACUAUCAAACAUUACCCCGACCACGAAGCAGAUUCUGAUAGCUGGUUAUUUUUUGCCCUUGUUCAUAGUUGUCUUCUCGCUCGUUCUGAGCUUCUCCCUCCAAAUCUACAACAGGAAAGACGUGUGCUGGUUAGCCCCAGGUUUUGCUCUCUGGUCGUUCAUUUGUACACUUUCACUCAUUUUGCUUGUGAACCUGAUCAUCUACGGGAUGGUUGUCCAAAAAAUGUGUACAAGGUCAGACCCUGCCACCAACAAGGAUCAUUCGAAGACAGUCAUUAAGUUGAAAGGAUCGGUCGCCACAUUUCUGAGCUUGGGUCUGACUUGGUCUGUGGGUUGGCUCCUGAUGCUUCAAGAAUCUCCGCCGUUUUACCUGAAGUUAACAUUUAAUCUGGCAACUUCUUUGCAAGGAGUUGGCAUUUUCUUAUUUAAUGUUCUUCUCCAUGAUAAAAACAUGGAAAUGCUAAGAGGUUUCAUUGGCAAUUUGAUACAGACCAUACGAUAUAGACACGGGACAAGUUUCGAAACUCAAGAGUUCGGAUUAGACGAAAUGAAAAGUGAUUACAAGAAGUAUAAAGAGUCACAAUCCACAGAGGAACUUUCAGUAUCGACACCGAUGAUGAUUCGUACUAAAGGAUAUCACAGGCGCUAAUCAGAAUGAGCUUUGCGACAGAAACUGCUGAGAGCACUGAACACUCGUCUCGGCAAGGAAUGAACAGAAACGGACUCAUUUUAUGAAUACUCAGCGUGAAGACAGAAGAGAAGAGAAUAAAAAUGGACUAAAGUGAAGAAACUCUGCCGAGGACGCCCAACAAUCAGCCUGAAGACGAGGAGGAACUGAAUUGCACGGGACCUAAGCAAAGAAACUCGGCCCCGGACACUGAACACUCAGUCUGGAGACCAGCAAGGAAUGAAUGGAAAUGGACUAACAAAACUUACUUUCGUAUUGUUCAUCAUGAGAAAGGUUAUGCAUGACAAGAAUUCCUUUAAAAAAAUUGGAUUUCAUAAGUUUUGCGAGUACAUAAGAAGUUAUCAAAACUGAGGAACAAUGAUUACUUCCCUCACGAGGAGUAAUUAAGAGAUAAAGAAAUAUUCAUCAAUUUAUCAAAUAAAAAAUGUUCAUUUCUCAAGCCUCCUUUGAACGGCACAUUCAGGUAACAGUGUUGCAACGCAAAUUUCUGAAAUGUUUGGGCAGUUAGCGGACAGUAUUCACUUUGGACAUCGCGUCAAUACUCAUUGCUUAUGUGGAUGUGCAGUAAGUGGCACCCUGAAGAAAUAGUACACACUAUCGAAAAGAGUGAUUGCUAAAAAAGGUAACACCUUCUGGCUGGGUUUAUUAAAAAUAACAAAUACGACAGGAAGAGACGACUUUGGAUUAUGGCUUCAAUGAUUUGUAUGUCCAUCCUGGUGAUUGAUAAAAUUAAAAGGGCGAGUUUUUUGUGAAAUAGUCCAAUGACUUGUAGUCUACUUGUAUCCAAUAAAACUUGUGUUCUC
Molecule: messenger RNA, 4164 nt
Organism: Macrobrachium nipponense
Lineage: Eukaryota; Metazoa; Arthropoda; Malacostraca; Decapoda; Palaemonidae
Product: adhesion G protein-coupled receptor L3-like
Exons: 21
Coding region: 293-3322 (1009 amino acids)
Biological process (GO): adenylate cyclase-activating G protein-coupled receptor signaling pathway; cell surface receptor signaling pathway
Cellular component (GO): plasma membrane
Molecular function (GO): G protein-coupled receptor activity
Source: RefSeq, a predicted model, not a curated record